Messenger RNA from Bradysia coprophila, 1171 nucleotides. RefSeq lists its product as uncharacterized. NCBI's taxonomy places the organism in Eukaryota, Metazoa, Arthropoda, Insecta, Diptera, Sciaridae. The record is from RefSeq and is a predicted model, not a curated record. Gene Ontology annotation, molecular function: protein binding. Gene Ontology annotation, cellular component: Cdc73/Paf1 complex.
UAUUUCAAUGUCACUUAACUGACAGACUGUGUCAUAUUGGCAACACUGUCAAAUUGAAGUAUUUUGUUUUGUUGAUCGGGCCAAAAUCGCGAAACCAAACUGCUCUAAACAAAUUCAAUAAAUUGAAUAAUUACUAAUCUACAGUCUUUAAAUGUUCUCCCUGCUGCAUAAACAAGAAACAGCCCAUGCCGAAAGCAUUUGGUCGUGUGCUUGGGGUCGAACGACAGUCGAAAAACACAAGGACGACGAUGACGGCGAAGCGUCACGCGAUUCACUAUUCAGCAAUCCGUCACAAGAUAAAGUCACCGACUACAUUGUAACCGGCGGCUUGGAUGAUAUGGUCAAAAUAUGGGAUCUCAAAGAUAAUCGAUUGGAAUUACGGCAGCAAUUGACUGGACAUUCGUUGGGAGUGGUGUCGGUGGCCAUCAGCUCGGAUGGAAAUACGAUAGCGAGCAGUUCAUUGGAUUCGGGACUGUGUUUUUGGAAAGCAGAAACGGGACAACUGUUGAAUCAGACCGCACUUGGUCCAGUGGAUUUGUGGACGGUUGCUUUUUCGCCAUGCGACAAGUACGUCAUAUCGGGAUCACACGAAGGUAAAAUUUCACUGUACAGUGUGGAAACGGGCAAAGCGGAACAGGUGCUGGAUCCGCAGAAUGGUAAAUUUACUCUCAGCAUUGCUUAUAGCCCUGACGGUAAAUACAUUGCUAGCGGUGCCAUUGACGGAAUAAUAAACAUCUUCGAUGUAGCUGCCGGCAAGGUGGCCCAAACGCUAGAAGGUCACGCAAUGUCGGUGAGAAGUUUGUGCUUCUCACCGGACUCCCAAAUGCUACUAACGGCGUCGGAUGACGGUCACAUGAAACUGUAUGAUGUAGCACAUUCCGACGUUGCUGGUACUUUGUCCGGACAUGCGUCCUGGGUGUUGAGUGUAUCGUUCUCCGGUAAUGGUAAACACUUUGCGUCGUCGUCCAGUGACAAAUCGGUGAAAAUCUGGGACGUUGCUGAGCGGAAAUGCUUGUACACGUUCAACGAACACUCGGAUCAAGUUUGGGGUGUGAAGUACAGUCCGGAUGGUAAUAAAGUGGUGUCAGUUUCGGAAGAUAAAUGUAUCAAUUUGUACGACUGUCCGGCGAACGUUGUUUGAAUAUUAAACGGGAGUUAUUUUCUAAGAAAA